CGUGUGGAAGUGUGCGCCCUGGGCCCGUCCAGAGUAGGAUAGUCGGAUACUGAGUGAGCAUUCCGAGAUAGAAGACCACGGAAAGCGCGCCGCGACCCACCGUCAAGCGGGGAGGAAGCCGAAGAAGCGGAAGAAGAAGAGAAAAGAUUCCUCUUAAUGUGCCAAAGUCGUCGGCGUGAGAGACGUGACGGGAGGGUGCGUGAGUGAGCUUAGCGCGCGGUGCGGAAACGUGAAUAAGGGAGGACCUCUUUUAGAGCUCUGGAACGGAAUUGUUACUGAAGUGAGUGAGUAAGCGCAGUUUACGAAGAAGUGCCGUAUUUUAUGUUUUUUUUAUUCGGGCAUACCAUUAUGCUAUGUGUAUAGAUUUUGUAUCAACCUCUGCACAGGAAAACGAUAGACUAAGAAGAUCACUGAAAAAGUGCUUUUUGCUUGAUGUGUUACAAGUGGAAGUGUGUAGCGGCUAUUUGUCUUAUCAUUCCUAUGCGUUGUUUUAAAAAACUAAUCUGAACUGGCCGACGUCGUAUGAAGAAAAGAAUUGAAACAUGGAAACGUUUUGUGCAUUCUGAAGGGAAAAUAUUUCAAGUGAUUGAAGACGAAAAGAUGUGAAAGAGAUGAAUUAUAACACGAAUUUGAUGAAAAAUUGUUCAAAUUGUUUAGAAGGAGCGUUAUGCUAUUGAAGGAAGAAUUCGAUGACGACCAUUUGAGUCUGGUGCUUUGACUUAUUGAUGUCUGUGAGUGCUGAAGAAAUAACAGAAAAAGAUAUUUGAGCUGAUUGUGUUUUGGUCGGCGCUCCUUCGCCCGUGCAAACGCAGCUUCAUCACACCAAUUGAAGCGCCAGCGACGCAACGGGUCGGGUCUCAUCUCGCGGCUGGACCGAGGGAAAGAAGUUCAGCGUUCGCUCGAACCCAACCCAAUAGGAACGAAAAGGCAAACGUGAAAUAAGAAAAAUCGGAAUAGACAUCAUCAGCACCGAACGAGCGAGUGUACGAAUGUAGCACAGUCGAACAGCGCGAUCUCAAUCUGGCUCGUUGGAUCUAAUAAGUCGAAAAAUUAAGCAUUGUUACUGGAAAACAUAUUUGUGGAUAAAUUGUGUCUAAUUCGGUGCAGGAUUUCAAGUGAGAACAGCAGCGCAUGCAAGUGCCAAUCCUGAAUCCGAUAACCAUAGAGAUACCACCGUGAACGUGUGCGGAAUGAUUGUUUCCCGCUCAGGUGUGUGUAUCUGGUGCUGCUGGAGCAGAGAAGAGGAAUAAAGUGGAAAAAAUGAUGUAGAAAACUUGAAGUUUUUAAAAUUUCAAGAAGAGUGAAAAGGAAAGAACAUUGAAGGCAGCAAGAGUGGCACAGUGCGCGGUGUCAAGAAAAGUUCAAGAUAAAGUGCACAAGAGUUAGAGAAGAGAAGACAACGAAGAAGAGUUAGAAACCGACCGACAGUGAGUGAGAAGACCUGUGCGCAUAAUUUGUAUUCGAAAUGUAUGGCCAUAAUGAUUUUAAUUUUUAAAAUGAGCUCUAUCGUUGACUGAAGGCAGCGAAAUAAUAUGUGUAUGAUUGGUGCUGUAGAUUUCGCCGAAAAGACCUAUGGUUACGUUCAGCAUCCAACACUUGAAAGUGCAGUGAAGUUAGAGAGCUAUUUCGAUAUGCGAAAAGUGUCAGUCGUUUGUGAUGGCUCGUGAAGUAAAUGCUCGCGGUAGCAGAAACCAGUUACAGAAAAUAGCUCCAGCAGUAUUAUGACGCACCAUUUAGGUGGAGCUAAGAAUUUGGGUGCAGCAAGCAGUGAAACUAAAGUUCGCUAGAAAAGUAUCUUUUAUCCGACACAAAAGCCAGAUAAAAUGCGGUGUGCCAGUUUUAAAAUUGCCUUUUGGCUGCUAGUCAUACUAGAGUUGUAUGUCGCGAUAGAAUGCGUAGGCGCACAUGGACCUGGGCCUGGACCGGGACCAGGUGUAGUGAUAGGAGCUCGACGAAGAUCUUCAAAUGAUGGUGCAAUGCAAUCGCGUGCCGUUGACACUCGGGUUCAAUUUGAAGUGUUUGAAAAUGAGCCUCGUGGAACGGUUGUGGGCUAUAUUCCAACAAAGCCAGGAUUCACCUAUCGAUUUAAUGAACCACCACGAGAAUUUGUGUUAGAUGCUAUCACGGGUGAAAUUAAAACAAAUACAAUUCUCGAUCGUGAAUCAACGAAAAGUGAUCGAUAUGAUCUGGUGAUACUUUCCAGUCAACCAACGUAUCCCAUCGAAGUCCGAAUAACUGUGGUUGAUGUCAACGACAAUGCUCCGGAAUUUCCGGAACCAAGUAUAGCGGUGUCAUUCUCGGAGAGUGCCAUCUCCGGCACCAGAUUGUUACUGGAUGCCGCUACCGAUAGGGACAUCGGAGAGAACGGGGUCACUGAUGACUACCGGAUUGUCGAUGGCAACCACGACGAAAAGUUUCGUUUAGCAGUUACCACCAACCCAAGCGGUGAUGUUUACUAUCUACACCUAGAAACUACUGGGAAGUUAGAUCGUGAAACUAGAGGCUCAUACAUGCUGAACAUAUCGGCAAAAGAUGGCGGAGCACCAUCACGAUUCGGUUACUUACAAGUGAACGUAACGAUCCUAGAUGUAAACGACAACCCUCCAAUAUUCGACCAUAGUGACUAUAUUGUAUCAUUGAACGAAAGUGUUUUACCCGGAACACCUGUCCUGCAAGUAAUGGCAUCGGACAACGAUCUCGGGGACAACAGCAAAAUAACUUACUAUCUAUCAGAUACGGAAACACAAUUUACAGUGGAUCCUGAAACUGGAGUCAUCUCCACCACAGAACAACUAACGUGUCCGCACCAGAACUGCCAAUCCCUAUCGCGUCCUGAUGGAACAUGUCCCAAAAGUUGCGUGUUCACGGUAUUUGCUCGCGAUCACGGUUCUCCAAGGCAAGAUGGAAGAACGUACGUGACAGUAAACCUCGUCGAUACCAACGAUCAUGAUCCAGUCAUUCGAUUUCAGUAUUUUCCACCAACAGGAAGCUACGCCACGGUAGAUGAAAAUGCUGCCAACAGCUCCGUUGUAGCAGCUGUGUCAGUAGUCGACAUGGAUGAGGGACUCAAUGGCGAUACCAGCUUAAGGAUUAUCGCUGGCAAUGAUCUUCACCAUUUUAGACUAGAAAAAUCGCCAAGUUUCUACAUUGUGCGUGUUAAUGGCGUUCUUGAUCGCGAGGAGAUCGGAAAGUACAAUCUUACUGUGGUGGCAACAGACCGAGGAACUCCACCACGCACAGCAACUGCUUAUCUGAUUAUCCACGUUAAUGAUGUGAACGAUCACGAACCAGUGUUUGAAAAAUCGGAAUAUUCAACCGUACUGAGUGAGUUGGCCCCUCCCGGGACUUACGUUGCCAGUAUCACCGCCACAGAUGAAGACACCGGAGUAAAUGCUCAGAUUUUCUACGAUUUUGUUUCGGGGAACAACAAUCAGUGGUUCAAAAUUGAUCCAUCGUCGGGUCUAAUCACUACUCAAGCACAACUCGAUCGGGAAAUAAACGGCAACAUUGAAUUGAGUAUUUCGGCUCGAGAUGGAGGACCAAAUCCAAAGUGGGCACACACUCAGCUUAAAGUCACUAUUUUGGACGAAAAUGACGAAGCACCACAAUUCUCACAGCCCCGAUUAAACGUAACUUUGAACGAGAACACCAAACCACACACAGUUGUAGCGAUCUUAACCGCUGACGACCACGAUCAAGGUACAAACGGAAGCAUCACCUAUUCCUUCCAUCCCAGUGUUGAGAAAAAUUACCCCGGCGUCUUCCAUCUGGAUACCAUAUCUGGCCAGUUAACCACCAAGAGCAAUCUUGAUCGGGAAAAAGUUUCCAACUACAAUAUCCAAGUGAUUGCGCGUGAUCAAGGCACCCCGCCUCAAUCUUCCACAGCAACGGUUUAUCUCAACAUCGAAGACACAAAUGAUAACAAUCCGGAAUUCUACCCGAAGCAGUACUUUUUGGCUCUUCCAGAAGACACCGCACCUGGAACUUCGGUCAUUCAUGUGAAAGCAACCGAUCAGGACGAAGGCGUAAACGCAUUGUUGUCCUAUGAGAUCAUCACCGGCGGAGAUGGAUUAUUUGUGAUCGAUAGCAACAGUGGACUGAUUACUUUGAGGGGUAGCUUGAAAAAGUCCUCCAAGCCGUUGCACAAGAUUGUGAUAGGCGCGAAGGAUAAAGGUGGACGCCGGGCUGAGAAGGAUGCAGUAGUGGAAAUCAUGAAGGAGUCCAUUAUGGAAGAGAUCGAAUUUGAUACGCUGAGUGGCUAUGAGUUCCAAUUGGUUGAAGACAACGGAUUGGACGCGACGAAUAAUGAGCGCGAGGUUGGCCAAAUUAGAUCUAAAACUUCUCCUUCCGUGCGAAGCGUGGAGUAUUCCAUAAUGCAAGGGGAUCCUAGAGAAAAUUUUAAAAUUAAUGCUCGAACUGGAAUGAUUAGCAGCGCAAAGAAUAUUGAUCGAGAGAUUUCACCAUUUUACAGUAUCACCGUUGCAGCAAGAAAUGGGUUGGCUUUUGGACAAACAAUUGUUAAUAUCACGAUUGUCGAUUUGAACGACAAUGCGCCAAUAUUUUUGCAUGACCAUGAUGAGAUAAAUCUACCCGAGAACACAGCCGUUGGGCAGGAAAUAUAUCUUUCGAAAGCAAAAGAUUCCGACUCGGGAGCAAACAGUCGGAUCACUUACAGCUUGAAUUAUAACCCACAAAACCUGUUCAGGACUUCCGAAACAACUGGAGUAAUCUAUCUCAAUCGACCGAUACUGGUCGAUCCCGGGACCGUUUUGAGUUUAGAAAUAACAGCAACCGACAGUGGCGAGCCGCAGCUAUCGACAAAAAGCACUGUGACAGUAACGAUCGAAGACGUUAAUGAUCACACCCCAGUAUUCGAUCACACAUCGUACGAGACCUCUCUGCUUGAAUCGAUGCCCGUAAACUCAAGGUUUUUCGCAUUGGCUGCAUCUGAUGCCGAUAUCGGGUUGAACCAAAGGAUCUCAUAUGCGAUCAUCGAGGGCAACGUGGAUGGGAAGUUUGGUAUUUUUCCCGACGGGUUUUUGUAUGUGAAAAGUGCGCUAGAUCGAGAGGAACGAGAUUAUUACUCAUUGACAAUAACGUGUACGGACGAAGGCGAUCCACCGCGCAGCUCCUCGGUUCCGGUGAUUGUUCACGUGAUCGAUGAGAAUGAUAACCCACCACAGUUUACCAACAGCACGUUCAUCUUCAGCGUUGCGGAGAACGAGCCGGCGGAUACGUUUGUGGGGAAGCUGACUGCCGUUGAUCGUGACAUUGGACGGAAUGCCGAGCUGAUCUAUAUGCUGUCGAGCAAGCAGGAGGAUUUUACAAUCGACUCGCGGAACGGAUUCAUAAAAACGUUGCACGAAUUCGACCGAGAAGCGCUGGUACAAACGACCGGACAAAAUUUUAUCAUGCUGGAAGCGACCGUGUCCGAUAAUGGAUUGACCCGUCUUCGGGAUAAAGUCAAGAUAAAAGUUUUUAUAACCGACGUGAAUGAUAAUGCACCGCAAUUCGUGCGGGCCCCUUAUAAGGUCCAGAUCUCAGAAGGAUCAUCGAUCGGAACACAGCUGAUUCGGGUGUACACGAACGACGCCGAUGAGGGUCUUAAUGGGGAUGUGUUUUAUUACAUUGCCGAGGGGAACAGCGAUGAGCGAUUCGUAAUUGAUGAUGCUACCGGUCAGAUAACACUCGCCAAGGCCCUCGAUCGUGAAACAGUGUCAAUGUAUAAAUUAACGAUUGUGGCCCAUGAUGCAUCGAUGCAGAAUCGAUUAAGCACCAGCACGACGGUCACAAUCGAGAUACUGGACGAGAACGACGAUGCACCGGAGUUUACCCAAACCCUAAGUCAAAUUGCAAUUAACGAAACCACAUCGAUCGGGACGGAGCUGAUUCGAUUUCGGGCCACCGAUAUGGAUCUCGGUGUUAAUAGUCAGAUUACUUUUUCGAUCGCCGCUGGCAACCGUCGAGACACGUUUCAUAUCGAUCCCAUCUCGGGUAAUUUGUACCUGCACAAAAUGUUAGAUUAUGAAGAUACACAAAGCUACUCGCUAAACAUCACAGCUUCGGAUGGUGGUAACCCACGACUAUCCACAACCAUUCUGUUCAUGGUGAAUGUGAUUGAUUCGAAUGAUAAUCCGCCGAGUUUUCCGAACACCGCAAUAGUGAGGCAAAUCCGUGAAGGCAUUCCCGUCAAAACUCCGAUCGUGACGGUUACCGCCGAAGACCCAGAUUCAGGUCCGAAUGGUAAAGUCUCGUACGAGAUUUCGAACCAGGACCCAGAAAACCGCAAUCGUCAUUUCGGAAUCAACCCAACUACAGGUGUUAUUCAUACGCUGCAUGCAAUCGAUCGUGAGGCAAUCGAUACCUACCGCCUAACGGUGAUCGCGACCGAUCAGGCAUUAGUUCCAUCGCAACGUAUGUCCGCUGAGAAAUUAGUCACGGUCAUAGUGGAAGACAUUAAUGAUAAUGCUCCGGUGUUUGUUUCUAUGAAUGCUGCUAUUUUGUCGAUGGACGACGUUCGCGUGGGUGUCGACAACAGUCCUAAUCCGGUUAUGUACAUCAAUGCCUAUGACGCUGACUCGAGCUCCAACGGUUUGGUGACGUAUGAAAUGACUGGCGGAAAUACAGAUUUGUUCCAAUUGCAUCGAUCGACCGGCGCAAUAACAUUGCGUAAAUCGAUAUCGAAGCCAGAGAUUCGUUAUCAACUUUCGGUCCGCGCAACCGACGAAGCCGUACAAAACGAGCGUAAAAGUAGUGACGCGUACAUUACGAUUCUGACCACGGUUCCAACGAACAAUGGACCAGUGUUUGUGAAAAAGGACAUGUUCGGUAGUGUGUCGGAAAACGAACCCAUCGGUACGAGCAUCUUAACUGUGUCGGCCUAUUUGAACUCGGUGAGUGACAUCGAGUAUUAUGUGACGAAUGUGACCGGCGAUGGAAAACAGGUGAACCGGUUGUUCGAUAUCGAUACCAAGCUGGGAAUACUGUCGACGGCUGCGGAACUGGAUCGCGAAUCCGGGGUGGAGAGCUACGAGGUGGAGGUGUACGCGAUCGCGCUCGGUGGAAUGCCGCGAACUACAAGUACCAAGAUCCGAGUGAAUGUGUUGGACAAAAACGAUAGCCCACCGACAUUUCGUGACGUUCCGUUGGUAUUUUCCGUGUCGGAAGAUUUAGCCGUGGGACAGACGGUAGCCCAAAUAACCGCAACUGAUCCGGACACACUGGGUACCUUGGAGUACUCGCUGGUGAAAGGCGACACCGGAAAGUUCCUGCUGGAGAAGAACACCGGCCUGCUAAAGCUGCGCGAUACGCUAGAUCGCGAAACCGAAGAUAUCUACCGGCUGUUGAUCAGCGUCACCGAUGGCGUUCAAAGCACCGAAACCACCGUUACUGUGCAGGUCACCGACACCAACGACAACCCACCGUCAUUUUCCGAGACGGCGUACUCGUUCGACAUUCCGGAGAAUGCGGCACGGGGCUUCCAGGUGGGCGUCAUAUCCGCCAGCGAUCCGGACCUGGGAACGAAUGCCGCCGUCACCUACACCGUCAUCUCGGACUGGGCCAACGAUGUGUUCUCGCUGAAUCCUCAGACGGGAAUUUUUACGCUGACGGCGCGCUUGGACUACGAGGAGGUUCAGCAUUACAUUCUUGUGGUGCAAGCGCAAGACAACGGGCACCCGAGCCUGUCCAGCACGCUGACCGUCUACUGCAAUGUGAUUGAUCUGAACGACAAUUCCCCGAUCUUCGACCCGAUGAGCUACUCCAACGAAAUUUUCGAAAACGUCCCCAUCAGCACCGAUGUGGUAACGGUCAGCGCCACCGACACCGAUUCCGGAGUUAAUGGACGCGUCCAGUACGACAUUACCGCAGGCGAUGACAAUGAGGAUUUUGAGAUUCUGAACAACGGUACGAUCCGCACCCGGCGAGCUUUGGAUCGCGAGACGAAGGCUAGCUACAAUCUUAUCAUAACGGCCCGGGAUAGCGCCCGGGAGCCGGAAAAGCAGCUUUCGUCUACCGUUCAGGUCACCAUCGUCCUGAAGGAUGUCAACGAUAUGGCUCCGGAAUUUGUCACUCCCAACGAAACCAGCGUGGCUGAGAACAUUCCUCUCAACACGGUAAUAAUGGCCGUCAAAGCCAUAGACCGGGACGAGGGUAGAAACGGAUAUGUGGAAUAUUCCCUAGACCCGACCACUCAAACCCCAUUCACGGUUGGUUCGGCCGACGGACUGCUACGUGUGUCCGGUCGUUUGGAUCGGGAAACCAAAUCCAGCUACGACCUAACCAUAACCGCUAAAGAUCGAGGUGAACCGCCGAAAUCUACGCAAUCCAAGUUUACAAUACAUGUGCUGGACGAGAACGACAACAGUCCGAUAUUCGAUCCGAAACAGUACAGCGCGGCCAUUGCGGAGAAUGCCAGUAUUGGGGCAAGCGUGCUACAGGUUUCCGCCACCGACAUCGACGAGGGCGCUAAUGGACGGGUCCGUUUCUCGAUUGCGGCCGGCGACGACAAUCGAGAUUUCACCAUCAGCGAGGACAGUGGCGUAGUUCGGGUGGCCAAAAAUCUGAACUACGAACGCAAAUCGCACUACACGGUCACUGUCCGGGCCGAGGAUUCCGCCAGUGACACAGAAAACGGCGAGGUGCGCUUCGAUACGGCCAAACUGUCCAUCACCAUCACCGACAUAAAUGAUAAUCCGCCAACGUUUCUGGACUCGCCGUACCUCGCUUACGUGAUGGAGAACGUCAUUCCACCGAACGGCGGGUACGUCAUCACGGUGAAGGCCUACGAUGCCGAUACGCCACCGUUCAACUCGCAGGUUCGCUACUUUCUUAAGGAAGGUGAUACGGACUUUUUCAAAAUCAACGCAUCGACUGGCGAUAUCUCACUGCUGCGGGCGCUCGACCGGGAAAUGCAGGCCGAGUACAUCCUGACACUAGUGGCAAUGGAUACCGGUAAGUAA
Messenger RNA from Armigeres subalbatus, 8960 nucleotides. It is a transcript of the gene ft, whose product is annotated as cadherin-related tumor suppressor. Gene Ontology annotation, biological process: homophilic cell-cell adhesion. Lineage: Eukaryota; Metazoa; Arthropoda; Insecta; Diptera; Culicidae. Gene Ontology annotation, cellular component: plasma membrane. The coding region runs from base 1824 to 8960 and encodes 2378 amino acids. Gene Ontology annotation, molecular function: calcium ion binding. The record is from RefSeq and is a predicted model, not a curated record. The transcript has 9 exons.